Closterium sp. NIES-67 is the source of this 1029-nucleotide messenger RNA. NCBI's taxonomy places the organism in Eukaryota, Viridiplantae, Streptophyta, Zygnematophyceae, Desmidiales, Closteriaceae. The record is from the annotation of a GenBank genome assembly.
UAUGGGAGUGCUCCAGCUGUGAACAUGCUGAGGGCAUUUGGGUGCCAUGUGGUGUUUCAUGUGCCUAAGGAGAAAAGGGGGAAGUUGGAGGCUUCUGGAAGAUGGGGUGUGCACUUGGGGAUUGCAAAGGAUCACAAGGGGUGGCUGCUAUGGGACUUGACCACCCAGAAGUUGACAGUGUCAAGGGAUGUGAAGUUUCUGGAGUCCCUGUACUACAAGGAAUGGAAGCAGCAGCAACAGAAGCUUCCAUCUACACCGCUCAUUGUGGAGGCAGGCCUUCAAGACAGGUGGAGGUUGCAGUGUCUGAGGAGGAGAUGUCUGGGGUGACUGAGGAAGGGGGAGCAGCUGAAGUGGAGCAGCAGCAGCAACAGCAUGAGUCUCCACCUCGAGUUCCACACCCGCCUGAGCGAUCUAGGAGGGAUGUGCGCCCUCCGGUGAGGCUGACCUAUGGGGGAAGAGGCAAGCCGAAUGUGGUGCAGGCUGGGAGUGUGGUUGAGCAGAUUGAGGAAGAUGAAAUUGCAAUGUGCUAUUGGGCUGCAAUUCCUCAGCCUAAGGUACUGACGCUAGCUUCAACUCAGUGAAAGCGGAUGGCACCAGCAUUGGGGGUUAUGUGUGCUUGCUGGGAGGUGGUGCUGUGAGCUGGCGCAGCAAGAAGCAGAAUGAGGUGGGAUUGUUCUCAUGUGAGACUGAGUACAUGGCCUUACACCAUGGGGCCAAGGAAGUGGUGUGGCUGAGGCGCUUGUUGGAGGAGUUGGGAGUUGGUCAGGAGGAGCCGACAGUUGUCUUCUGUGACAAUGAGUCUGCAGUGAAGCUGGCCAAGAAUGCUUGUCUGCAUGGGCUGACAAAACACAUAAGGCCUAAGUGGCAUUGGGUAAGGAGACUCCUUGAUAAGGAGGUGCGGCUGGAGAUAGGGAAGACCCAUCAGCAGGCAGCAGAUAUUUUCACUAAGCGUCUGGCGGAGGAGAAUCAUUGGAAGGGCAUGAAGCUUGCUGAGAUGAGUGUGCAUUGAGUAUGCAUGCUUGCGAUGUG